Diutina rugosa is the source of this 5235-nucleotide messenger RNA. Its product is annotated as snoRNA-binding rRNA-processing protein. The transcript has a single exon. Gene Ontology annotation, molecular function: snoRNA binding. NCBI's taxonomy places the organism in Eukaryota, Fungi, Ascomycota, Pichiomycetes, Serinales, Debaryomycetaceae. The record is from RefSeq and is a predicted model, not a curated record. Gene Ontology annotation, biological process: positive regulation of transcription by RNA polymerase I; maturation of SSU-rRNA from tricistronic rRNA transcript (SSU-rRNA, 5.8S rRNA, LSU-rRNA). Gene Ontology annotation, cellular component: small-subunit processome; t-UTP complex; 90S preribosome. The coding region runs from base 1 to 5235 and encodes 1744 amino acids.
AUGUCGAGUUUGAGCCAACAAUUGAAGGCAAUCUCUGACAAGACUGCUUCAGUGGCACUUGACCGGAAAACUCGGUCACGUAUUCAUCUGCGGUCGGUCAUCUUUGCCCCAAAGGUGGCCGCCACCCAGGAUUAUGAUUACUUAUACCUGGUGGGUCGUGAAGGUUUUGAUGAACUUUGCGAUAUCGACAAGCGCUUUGUCAAAUUUGGCUCGACGAUCUUUAGUGAUCAGUCUAUUCAGACUGAUCGUGACGUCGAAGACCAAACGGCGGUUGCCCAUUUGAAGUCAACCUUAAGUGCAUUCAUGGAAUUGUUGGGGCCUUACUACCAAUUAAACCCCGCUGUGAAAGCUCUAGAGUGGUUGAUCCGCCGGUUUUACGUUAAUAUCCAUGAGCCUGAAGCUCUCCUCAUGCUGGUGUUACCUCACCAUAAUACCUCGAUAUUCCUCAAAGUGUUGAAUGUCAUCCCUAAGACGCAAAUGCCUGAGUUAUUUAGCUGGCUCAAUGGAUUCAAGGAACCCCAACUCACUAACCCACUGAUGCAAGCGGUUUCGAGAGCUUUCUACACUGACUAUGAUUUGUGGAGAACUUACACUCGCCAGAUUGAACUUCAAUUAGCUAAUGGUACGAUGUACCUGGCAAUGUUGGGAUUUUAUGUUCUGGUCACCAUUCAAGUAUUAGCUCUGAUUCUGAAGGACCCUUCAACUGUUGCUGACAAGUACUUAACUUUGGUGUUGACUCUUGUGUCGAAAUUGUUGAACUCAAAAGAGACUGAUCACAAACUUUCGGCGUUUCUGUUAGUCGCAAUUGUGUCAACCAUUGUACCACUUUCAACGGACAUAAUUUCAGGUAUUACUAGUCUGAUCUUAGCCGGAUACGAUCUGAAGCUAAUCAAAGAAACCUACAUAAUCUUGGGUCAGUUGUGGCACUAUUAUUCGGGUGACUUUUCUGACUUUGAUGAUUCAGUGCUCAGCAACCUUCGUGAUGUGGACUUUGAGUUGAUGGAGAGAUUAUUGGCCCAGGAAUAUCAUAUGCAAAGAUUCCUCAUGUUUUUGUUCCUCUCCACCGGGUCACUUCUGCUGCUCAAGUUGAUCGGUUUAACAUCGUCUGACCGUUUUUUCCAGGUUGCUGUGCAAAAAGCUAUAUCCCUGGAUGAAGUUGCAGUGGCUCAAUAUUUGUUCUCCGCAGACGAAGCCAAAUUCACGAGCGCUCUUGAAUCACAAAACAUGACACUUGAAGAUGCGGAAAUGAAGCUCUUAACCACUCUCAGAUCAAGCAAGCCUGAAGUUGAGCACUCUCAACAAGUUGUGCCUUCUUCUGAUGCAAUGGAUGAGGCUGUCAACAUUUCGUCAGUGUCGUUCACUUCGAAGACGUUUUUCGCACCGUCUGCCACCAAGGAGUUGGUUUCGCUCAUGAAGCUAAUGAUAAAGUUUAUUGCAUCGUCUGAAUCAAAAGCCACAGAGAGUAUCCAGCAAUUCUCUCAAACGGUGUUCAAUACGAAAUAUGAAGUUGCUAUCCUGUUUCUCAUCGCCGUUGGGUAUUCACCUGUGGUUCCUUUGCAAGUUCGUCUCGGUUGUUUCAGCGUGAUUGCAAAAUUAAUGCCGAAGCAGAAGGGGUCUUUGUGGUACUUGCUCAUUCCUGUGUUGAUCGCUGGUAGCGUCGAUGAGAAUGACAAAGUGAGACACUCGAUUUUAGCUCUCCUCCGCAAAGUAUGUGACUACACUAUUUCUGGAAAGGACUCUGAAGACCCUGUGUUGGUCUGUGAGGAUCAAAUUUAUGACAAUGUCAGUGCGGAGGACAAAGCCAUUCUUCCUCCUGCCGAAGCUUCAAGUCUCGCUAAAAGAAUUUUACCGAGCAUCAACGAUAUGGAACUUGAUCAUUACAGGGUCGUUCUGGUGUUAUUUGACGACUUAUUUGUUGUUCUGAAGCUUGGUGUGUUGUAUCAAACCUUCAUCUUGAAUCAAUGGUCGCUUCCCUUCGUGCUCCCUAUAAAGUAUCUCAUUUGGGCUAUAAUGGGUCAUCAAAACACCCGUCUGCUUAAUGGCAGCGAUGAUAGAGGGUUCUUUUAUGAGACCGAUGUUGUCAAUUACGAUACCAACCGGGGAAGGUACACUGAGGACGCAAACUUUUUUGGUAUUGAGUUUGAGGAUGUUGAAACCAAUGUUGCUUCUAUGGUGGGUGGGAAAGGCCCAAGUGAUGUCACUGAUGAGGAAGUUUCGUGGAUGCUCAAGUCGUUGAGCGUUACGGGCUUAGACAGCGUGGUCAGCAAACGUGUAGUUUCGCUUUUCAAUCACGGCGUAUUUGAUGAAUCCCAAGAAAAGCUCAUUGUUUCCAAACUAGUUGGUUUGGCAGUUGAUGAAACUAGUGAUGUUGAUGCCGCUAGUGUUCUCCAGGAAUUGAUUUUGAAGGCUCCUGUGGUUGUUUAUGCCCUUCAAUCAGUGAACCUCGAGUUGCCGGAUUCCGAACCUACUGUUGCCAAACGACGGAGACGGUCGCUGUCGUUUGCAAAGUCGGUGCUUGCUAACGGUGAUGCUCAGCUGUCAGCCACUUUGCAUUUGAGAAAACUUUCAGUUGUAUUAGAUACGGUGGUUCUGGGAAUGAAGUCCCAUAGAAUUCCAACUUCAGCAACAUUCUUGGAGCCGUUGUUUGACAUUUUGACAGAUCUCGAUCUUUUGGGCCACGAUGGAAAUUUACCCAUCUUGUAUCCUCAAGAACUAUUGGUCCAAUCGAUGUUAGCUGUUUUGCAAGGUUCUCGAAAGGAAAUCAAGGAUUUAGGUAUCCGGGUGGACGUCAUUGUGAAUUGUUUGCGCAAUGCAGAGUCGCCACAAUUACAAAAUCGUUUGCUCUUGGUGAUUGCCGAAUUGGCUCAUAUUGUUCCAGAAAUGGUGUUGCAUUCGAUUAUGCCCAUCUUCACUUUUAUGGGAGCUCAAACAGUUCGUCAAGAUGAUGAAUUCUCCCAGCUGACCCUUUUGCAUACCAUAUCAACUGUCGUCCCGCCUUUGAUUGAACUGUCACCAUCUCUGGUGUCUCUGGAAAUUGAGUUUUUGCUUACGCUGUUUGUUGCCACUUUCCAUCACAUCCCUCACCACCGUCGCGUGUCCCUUUUUGUUAACUUGAGUCACACGCUCGGCGUUAAUAUUGCUUUACCUUUGAUGUUAUUCUUGGUUGGUCAACAGCAGGUUAAACUGUCAGGUCUGCUGUUUUCGACCUUUGCGAAUGAAUAUUUGCAACACUUCAGUGCGGAAGAACAGUUGUUAGGGUUGAAUGGUGUUUUGGAGUUGUGGAACUCGAUUCCAAAUGAGCAAAUCGCUUCGGGUAGUGAUGAGUAUUUGUCUCUUGCCAAUAGACUGGCAUUCGGUGUUGCUAUUGCCCUGAUGAAUACCGAAAAUCUCGUUGUUCUCAAAACUCAAUUACUUCAGUUCUUCACCGAGCUCGACACUGAUGAUCUUAAACUUCGCCUCAACAUUGCUGUUGCUGAGGGAUCCAGCGGUCAAUUUUCACUCGAUCAAGUCAGUGCCAUCACUAGUUGGUGUUUGACGACAAUUGAUACUUUUACGAGUGUGACCCCAAACAAGGACAUUCUUAAGUACGCGUAUCUUUUGUUGACCAAGGUCUUGGAUCUUUUGCCUCUCGUGCAAUUUGUUGAUUCUGUGAUAGGACUGUUGGAACCGUCACAGAUUCAAGGAGAUGAAGUGGCUGUUUCUUUGGCUACAAAUUAUGCUCAUUUGUUGGGUAAACGGUUUGAGCAGCUGACUACGAAAGAAGAUGCACAAGCUCUGGCGCUGGCGCACAAACUUCUCCCCGUCCUUUCUAAAGGGUUUUCAUCGGAAAUGCCUGUGGAUUUACAGCAAGCAUACAUUGAUGCAUUUGCAACGAUCGUCCAACUGGUUACAAUUUCAGAAAACAAGCAAUUGUUGGAUGCAAUGGACCUCAUGACACCCAACUUGAUUAAUUUGGGUUCUGCUGAGGUGGUCAUCGCUCUGUGCAAUGCUAUUGGCAUUAUUGUCACUGCCUUGGGUGUCGGAUGCAUAAGAUUUUUCCCGAAAAUCGUACCCCCAGCUAUUCGGAUGGCGGAAUCCAUUAUUGAGUCUGAGGAUGAAGAGAGUCACACGUUGGUGCUCACUGCCAUUCUCAUGUUAUUCCUGACUAUGGUGAAGCAUAUCCCCAAAUUUAUGGUUCUGUCACUUUCACCCAUUCUCGCGGCCAUAAUUAGAGCCCAUCCAAUUGACGGCGAAAUUCGUAAGCAAAUGCUCCAUGUUGUUUUGAGUCAUAUCGACCCUCCUGAUGUUCUCAAGCUGCUCUGUGCUAUUUGGCCUGCAGUGGUAAAGUCGAAAGACGCUACUGCGUUUGGGCUAUAUCUAGCAAUUAUGGAUGACACGGUUCAACAAGCUGAAAAGAAACAGGCUAUUCGUAAUGCCGGCAACUUCUUCAAGUGGGUCAUUAAUGCAUUCGAAUUUGGGGGUUUGGAAGACUCAGUAUUCCCUGUGAAUACAGUACAGCGCCUAGAAAAUUCAGUGUUCUCGACUGUCAUCCAAUUUAUCAUGAAAUUGAAUGACAAAACAUUCAGACCCUCUUUUGUGAAGCUUGUUAGAUGGAUGGUAGAUGGGGAAGAUGCUACACCGAGUCUUGACUUAGCUUACCGAUACAAAAUAUUCCUUCGAUUUUUCGUGAAAUUGCAGGAUGAAUUACGAGGCAUUAUCACCCUGUACUUUUCGUACCUUGUUGACCCCAUUAGUCAAUUAUUGUCUCAAUAUGCGGAAGGCUCAAUAAAGAAUGAUACAUUGCAUCGGAUCGUGUUGAAUGCUUUGACAUCCUCAUUCAAGUUUGAUAAUGAUGACUAUUGGGCUCAGCAAGGUCGAUUUGAAGCUAUUUGCCAACCACUUUUGGAUCAAAUCCAGAAUGCCGAGGUAGAUGGCUCAAAGCACUUGGUGAAGGCUAUCACUCUGUUCGUUGCUGAUGUAUCAAGUGAUGACUAUAAUGAAACGUUGAUCAAUGGACUUAUCAAGUAUUUGAGUCCCGAUACGUCACUGGGAGCGAAGAUCUGCACAAUUAGAAUUUUGAAGAAUGUCUUCCAAAAGAUGGGUGAUCAAUGGUUGUCCUUUUUGCCUACUAUGAUCCCGUAUAUUGCAGAGCUACUCGAAGAUGACGAUGAGAAGGUUGAAUUGGAGGUCAGACAAGGUUUAGUGAAAGUGAUUGAAAAAGUACUCGGUGAACCAUUGGACAGAUAUUUAGAAUAG